AAUUGGUGCUCUGUUAAUAUUCACUUCUUGAUUGUUUGUUCUCCAUAUUGAUAUGCUUUGCUUUUGAAGAAGCUGUCUUUUUUCUCCUGUAAAUCCAAUCCAUUUCCACAUAUAAAACUUUUGUGUGCAAAUGUUGUCUCUUUUGCUCGCUGUGCCUCCAGCUUUCUGUUGAAAAUAUAGUGCUGAAAAUGGAAGCUGGCUGGAAGAGAAUCUGAUGCCGACACUAGUAUAUGGAAGUUGAAGUACUUUCACUGGCUAGUAUGCUGUUCACCAAGGAAAUGUUUUUGGUGUAUUACUCUUCAUGGCGCCCAUGAUUACGUUCAAAAGGAUUAUUAGCAAGAGAUCAACAGAACAGUUCUCUAGCAUACCUUAUGUAAUAGCUCUGCUCAAUUGCUUGCUCUCAGUUUGGUACAGUUUACCUUUUGUGUCACCAGACAACCUGCUGGUAACUAUCGUCAAUUCCAUAGGCGCUGGCCUGGAGGCAACCUAUGUGUUGAUUUUCCUCAUAUUUGCCCCCAAGAAAGAGAAGGCCAAAAUUUGCGGAUACCUCUUUGUGGUCUUUUCCAUCGUCUCAUGCGUGGCCUUGAUUUCCCUGUUGGCAUUUCAUGGCAAUAAAAGGAAGCUCCUUUGCGGCUUUGCUUUUACAAUUUCUUGUAUUAUGAUGUAUGGUUCUCCUCUCUCUGUAAUGAGGCUGGUAAUCAAAUCUAAAAGCGUUGAGUACAUGCCAUUCUUCUUGUCACUAGCUGUUUUCAUCUGCAGUAUCUCAUGGUUUAUCUUUGCCCUGCUCGGAAAGGACCCUUUCAUUUUGGUACCAAAUGUCAUUGGAACUUUGUUAGGAGCAGUGCAGUUAAUUUUAUACGGAAUUUAUCGUGAUAACAGAGGGGUAGUCAAGAAAGAUGAAAUGAACGAAUCUAUAGAGACGAGGACUGGAGAACUCCAAGACAAGAAGCUAGCUUACAACGGAGACGCGUGAGAAUGGCAAUCCAGAAACUGUAACUCCAUUUGGAUCAAAAGUUAUGGUUGCUUGUUUUUCUACUGUAGAGGAACAUAUUCAACUACUUAC
Molecule: messenger RNA, 1063 nt
Organism: Solanum verrucosum
Lineage: Eukaryota; Viridiplantae; Streptophyta; Magnoliopsida; Solanales; Solanaceae
Product: bidirectional sugar transporter SWEET1-like
Exons: 6
Coding region: 302-973 (223 amino acids)
Biological process (GO): carbohydrate transport
Cellular component (GO): membrane
Molecular function (GO): sugar transmembrane transporter activity
Source: RefSeq, a predicted model, not a curated record